AUGUCGUCGCGCAGUGGCCGACAACCAGCCUCUUCCGGUCUGAUCAGACGAACUUUUGUAUCGGACGACGUCGGCAUCAAGCCGAAGGGCAACAAAAUACCGCCAAUCACCGAGGGCUACGAGGCGACUAAGGUUGUGGUCGCUGUUGGUCAGAAGCGCAGCUCGGGCAGUUCCUCUUUUAAAGUCGGCGACACGUCCAGAUUCCUGCCAUCUGACAAUGUGUGA
Messenger RNA from Sporothrix schenckii 1099-18, 225 nucleotides. RefSeq lists its product as uncharacterized. NCBI's taxonomy places the organism in Eukaryota, Fungi, Ascomycota, Sordariomycetes, Ophiostomatales, Ophiostomataceae. The coding region runs from base 1 to 225 and encodes 74 amino acids. The transcript has 2 exons. The record is from RefSeq and is a predicted model, not a curated record.